GCGCUCCCUGCGGGCCAUGGGGGAGCCGCCGGAGCCCGGCAGUGCCUAGCGCAGGCUGCGGGCUUUCUGCAAGUCAUCGGGGCGGGCGCUGCCCUCCCGCUCCCCCUGCCCCGCGCAUCCACUCGGGAAUUUUUUUAUUUAUUUAUCUAUUUAUUUAUUUAUUUCCCUCUGCCGUGCUGUAUGUACUGGUUUCCUCGCCGCCCGCCACGGUUCACUUCCCUGUGACUCGCUUUAACACUUGAGAGCUCCGUGGAUGCUGCUAAGAGCACUUCUCUUGCCUUUGCUGUCCCUUGCUGGGAUCGGAUUCACACUGCCCGGACCCUGUGUGCCUGUAUGUGUGUUCUGAGUGUCUUGACAUUUUGGUUUUCUUUACAAGAGCUGUGCGUUAAUUGUAACCAAGACCUGUGAAUGGCCAUAGGCUUGGCUUGACCUUGAUUUUGAUGGCUUUGUUGGAAGAUCUGAUGAUGUGAUUGCAUGUCAUGAGGUGAUUGCUCUCCAGCCUCCGUGGCUCAGUGUAUAAACCACUUCUGCCACACUGUCACUCAUGGACAAUUCAGAUUUUUCUUUUAAACAAUCCAACAAUCCUUUUGGCUAUUUUUAUUUUCUCACUUCUCCUUCGCCCCUCGUUUCUCCUUAAUGUCGGGAGCCUUAUUCUGCCCUCUGAUGUGAUUGAUAGUCCUGCUUCUCCGCGCUGCCGAUUUCCAGUUUAAACUACAAUGGCUCUGAGUGGCAACUGCAGGACUUACCUUCCUGCUCGGGAGCAGGGCUCGGGGCUGCACUCCUUCCCCGAGGUGGUGGAGCUCAACGUGGGCGGCCAGGUUUACUUCACUCGCCACUCCACCUUGGUGGGCACCCCUCACUCCCUGCUCUGGAAAAUGUUCACCCCCAAGAGAGACACGGCCAACGACCUGGCCAAGGACUCCAAGGGAAGAUUCUUCAUCGACAGAGAUGGUUUCCUUUUCCGCUACAUUCUGGACUAUCUCAGGGACAAGCAAGUGGUUCUGCCCGACCACUUCCCAGAGAAGGGGAGGCUCAAGAGGGAGGCUGAGUACUUCCAGCUCCCGGACUUGGUCAAGCUCCUGACUCCCGACGACAGCAAGCAAAGCCCUGACGAUUAUUGCCACAGUGACUACGAAGAGGUGUCCCAGGGCAGCGACACGAGGAUCUGCCCGCCCUCGCUGCUGCCGCCGGAGCGCAAGUGGGGAUUCAUCACCAUCGGCUACCGCGGCUCCUGCACUAUCGGCAGGGAGAGCCAAGCCGACGCCAAAUUCAGGAGGGUCCCGAGGAUUUUGGUUUGUGGAAGGAUUUCUUUGGUCAAAGAGGUUUUUGGAGAAAGUUUGAAUGAAAGCAGAGACCCGGACAGGGCUCCAGAAAGGUACACCUCCAGGUUUUAUCUCAAGUUCAAGCACCUGGAGAGGGCUUUUGACAUGUUGUCCGAGUGUGGAUUCCACAUGGUGGCCUGCAACUCCUCGGUGACGGCUUCCUUCGUCAACCAGUACACAGACGACAAGGUCUGGUCCAGCUACACCGAAUAUGUCUUCUACCGCGAACCCUCCCGCUGGUCCUCGUCCCACUGCGACUGCUGCUGCAAGAACGGCAAGGGCGACAAGGAGGGCGAGAGCGGCACGUCCUGCAACGAGCUGUCCACGUCCAGCUGCGACAGCCAGUCCGAGGCCAGCUCGCCCCAGGAGACUGUCAUCUGCGGGCCUGUCACCCGCCAGCCCAACAUCCAGACUCUGGACCGGCCGGCCAAGAAGGGCCCGCUGCAGCUGCUGCAGCAGUCCGAGAUCCGCAGGAAGAGCGACCUGCUCCGGACUCUCACCUCCGGCUCCCGCGAGUCCAACUCCAGCAAGAAAAAGGCAGUCAAGGAGAAGCUGUCCAUCGAGGAAGAGCUGGAAAAAUGCAUCCAGGAUUUCCUCAAGAUCAAAAUCCCCGACAGGUUUCCCGAGAGGAAGCACCCCUGGCAGUCAGAACUGCUGCGGAAGUACCACCUCUAGGUCUCGUGUGGGGAGAGCACUGCUUACGUUAUCCCGAGUGACACAACAGCAAUUCCCAACAAUAACUAUUUGUUAGGUCACCUCAACCAAAAUCCAUCUCUAGUACUGCCUAAUUUGCCUCUUUCACCUUAACAUUUCUAGUCGUAGGGGAACGAUAUUUUUGCAGUCCUGGAAGCACAAUGACAAACGCUUUUGUUUGUAAACUUGGAGUCUUACACAAGCUGAAAAACCUUAAGGGCACGGCCAGGCCCACCCCGAGGGACGUUUGUGUGGCCCUGCAGCAGGCAGGGUGGGAUGGGGAGGGCUCUGUGCCCCUGCACCCUGCCCGGAGGGAGGAGCACAGCACAAAGCCCCAGCUCUGCCCCGGCAGUUUAAGCAUGUGUAUUUAUAUAUGUGCAUAUAUAUAUGUGUGUAUAUAUAUCUCUGUGUAUAUAUAUAUGUAUAUAUAUAUCAAUAUAUAUUGCUUAAAGAUUUUCUGGCUCUCUCCUUAUAACUGCACUUUCUCAGAAAAGAGCAUUUUUUUAGUCUGUGGAUGUCUGGUUUGUUCUCCAAGCCUUUGAGGGCUGAGCAGUAGAAAUCCAUCUCCCUGUCUCUCUCCUGCUCCCCUGCCGGUCCUUCUCCCCCUGGGGCACUGUGAAUGUGUCCCAGUGGAGUCCAGGGUGCCUCUGUGGGUUUGUGUCACCAUCAGCAGAAUUCUCUGUUUGUUUGGGAUGCUCCUGUCCCUCCGUGUCCUCCCACAGCUCCAGUGCUUCCCAGGCUCUCCGUGCCCGUGGGUGGAAGGGCUGCUGAUCCCCAAAGCUGCAGGGAUGGCUCUGGGCUGGCAGGGGGUGCUGGGAGGAUGCUGCACCUGCAGGUGCCAGGUGUGUGUGCCAGGAGCAGCGGGCACUGCGCCCCCUCUGCUCCACAAACCAGCCCAGCCCGCCUGGGGGGCUCUGCUGUGGGGCACAGAGCAGUGCCAGGGGAAAACACGGCCCUGGGGGAGCUCCCUGCA
Catharus ustulatus (Swainson's thrush) is the source of this 2988-nucleotide messenger RNA. RefSeq names its product potassium channel tetramerization domain containing 16 (gene KCTD16). The transcript has 3 exons. Gene Ontology annotation, cellular component: postsynaptic membrane; presynaptic membrane. Gene Ontology annotation, biological process: regulation of G protein-coupled receptor signaling pathway; protein homooligomerization. The record is from RefSeq and is a predicted model, not a curated record. Lineage: Eukaryota; Metazoa; Chordata; Aves; Passeriformes; Turdidae. Gene Ontology annotation, molecular function: protein binding. Bases 717 to 1997 code for a protein of 426 amino acids.